ACAACAGCUAAUGUACGAUAUUCUUUUCUCAAACUAAAUAUAGUUUCUUUUGAAUUUAAGUGGACUGGAAUACGCAAACGUAGCCUGAUCAAUAAAGAUGACAGUUACUCAAGUGUAUGCUUUACCAAAAGGAAUAAUCAGAUACAGUAGCUUAUGGCUGACUGGAAGUCAUAUGUUGUCAUUAGUAUAUAAUUGGAAGAACACUAAAGCUAAGAAUUGAAGGAAAACUGACAUGGAUGCUCAACAGUUGAUGCUAUUAGCCAUGCUUCUUUUUUCCUUCUGUUCUCCUGCAUCGUUUUCUCUAAUUAGCAACAACUUGGUUUCAGAAAAAAUACAAGACAAUAGUAUAUAUGUAAACGCUGUGAGAGGUGGUGGUGGUGGUGGUGGUGGUGGAGGUGGCGGGGUGCAGGAGGGAGGAGAUGGUGGUCAGGCGAACUCCUCCCCACAAGGAGGCGGCACUGGGGUGGUACCUGUAUAUACAGCCGGAGCAGCUGCAGGUCAACGUAGAAACCACAAAGGUGCUGCUUCAACUUGUAACACAUGUUGGAAAUGGAGAUUUGCAAUACUCAUAGCCACGUCAGCAUCUCUUUUACUACAUAUCACUAGAAGAUGA
Molecule: messenger RNA, 613 nt
Organism: Lactuca saligna
Lineage: Eukaryota; Viridiplantae; Streptophyta; Magnoliopsida; Asterales; Asteraceae
Source: the annotation of a GenBank genome assembly